Messenger RNA from Prunus mume (Japanese apricot), 570 nucleotides. The record is from RefSeq and is a predicted model, not a curated record. NCBI's taxonomy places the organism in Eukaryota, Viridiplantae, Streptophyta, Magnoliopsida, Rosales, Rosaceae.
AUGAACGUGGUUCAGUCUUCGUUAAGUACUUCUCAUCCUCUCUCCACUUAUUUAUCUUAUGCUCGUCUCUCACCCCACCAUAAAGCCUAUACGGCUAAUCUCACCCUCUUCAAAGAACCUACUAGUUUUUCGCAGGCUGUCCGGGAUCCAAACUGGUGCGCUGCCAUGCAUCAUGAAAUUGCUGCCCUUCAAGCCAAUCAUACAUGGACACUCGUGCCUUUGUUGUUGCAUAAAUGUCCCAUUGGAUGUAAAUGGGUUUACAAAAUUAAGCUCAAACCUGAUGGCACUCUUGAACGAUACAAGACACGCCUCGUUGCCAAAGGUUAUAGUCAAGUUGAAGGUGUUGAUUACCGCGAAACUUUUGCUCCAAUGGCUAAGUUAACCACAGUUUGCGUGCUCCUUAGCAUGGCUGCUGUGCAAGGUUGGCACCUCCAUCAACUGGAUGUGAACAACACUUUUUUAAAUGAUGAUCUCGAAGAGGAUGUCUACAUGACCUUGCCCCCUGGUUUUGGACGAAAGGGGGAGACUCGAGUAUGCAAGUUAAAUAAAUCACUUUACGGUUUAAAGUAA